Messenger RNA from Gossypium raimondii (Peruvian cotton), 1753 nucleotides. RefSeq names its product PTI1-like tyrosine-protein kinase 3. Gene Ontology annotation, biological process: protein phosphorylation. The record is from RefSeq and is a predicted model, not a curated record. Gene Ontology annotation, molecular function: protein tyrosine kinase activity; ATP binding. The coding region runs from base 300 to 1397 and encodes 365 amino acids. Lineage: Eukaryota; Viridiplantae; Streptophyta; Magnoliopsida; Malvales; Malvaceae. The transcript is spliced from 8 exons.
ACAUUUUAUGUUUUCUUUUUCAUUUUCCCUUUCAAAUUCAAGAGCUAAAAAAGAAAAACCCUUCAAAAAUCAUCAAAACUCUUGCCAAUUUCUGUUACUCUGUACAUCUCUCUGUUUCUGUUUCUUACUAAAUCCUCUUCACAAAAUCGAACUAACAACAAAUUCUAGAACAGAAAGAGUGCUGAUUUUUCAACAAUUAAAAAGUUUGAGAGAAGAAAAGCCAGGGACAGGCACCUCCUCCUGGCUACUUUAUUCGACUAGAAAAUUCCGACGAUUUGUAUUUGAAGAAACGAACAAGAAUGCGUCGAUGGCUUUGCUGUUCAUGUCUGGUUGAGGAUACUUACCAAUCACAUGAAAAUGAGCACUUGAGGAGCCCCAACUAUAAUACAGAAGGGAAUCAAAAGAACUCAAAGGCGGCAGCUCCUCCCAAGGCCGAAGUGCAAAAAUCAGCACCACCUAUCGAAGUGCCUGCAUUAUCAUUGGAAGAAUUGAAAGAAAAGACUGACAAUUUCGGAUCAAAGGCUUUGAUUGGUGAGGGUUCAUAUGGAAGAGUUUAUUAUGCAAACUUGGACAAUGGAAAAGCUGUUGCUGUGAAAAAGCUUGACUCCUCCGAUGCUGAAUCAAAUGUCGAGUUUUUGACCCAGGUUUCAAUGGUUUCAAGAUUAAAGCAUGACAAUUUUGUCGAGUUGCAAGGUUACUGUGUUGAAGGAAAUCUCCGCGUGCUUGCAUAUGAGUUUGCUACAAUGGGAUCACUGCAUGACGUAUUGCAUGGAAGGAAGGGCGUUCAAGGGGCACAACCAGGUCCUGUGCUUGACUGGAUGCAACGGGUAAGAAUUGCAGUUGAUGCAGCAAGGGGAUUGGAAUACUUGCAUGAGAAGGUUCAACCCUCUAUUAUACACCGAGAUAUCAGAUCUAGCAAUGUCCUUCUCUUUGAAGAUUUCAAAGCGAAAAUUGCCGAUUUUAACCUCUCAAACCAGUCUCCUGACAUGGCUGCUCGUCUUCAUUCUACUCGAGUUUUGGGGACCUUUGGCUAUCAUGCUCCAGAGUAUGCAAUGACUGGACAGUUGACACAGAAGAGUGAUGUCUACAGUUUUGGGGUUGUCCUUCUAGAGCUUUUGACCGGGAGGAAACCUGUCGACCACACAAUGCCGCGUGGACAGCAAAGUCUCGUUACCUGGGCUACUCCAAGACUGAGUGAAGAUAAAGUUAAACAAUGUGUAGAUCCAAAACUGAAGGGAGAGUAUCCUCCUAAAGGAGUUGCGAAGUUGGCAGCUGUGGCAGCAUUAUGCGUGCAAUACGAAGCUGAGUUCCGCCCCAACAUGAGCAUCGUUGUUAAGGCUCUCCAACCACUAUUGAAGGCUCCUGCUCCAGUACCAGCACCAGCACCCGAGUCUUAAAACUCAGAUGAGCCCGGUUUCUUCACCUUUUAUCGAAAUUCCAGUAACCUAUACACAGUUUUUAGUAUCAUUGGACUGCAGAUUUCAUCAGAUCACUAAAUAUUUUAUUCGUAUUUCUUUCCAACUUUUCAAAUACGACAUCGACGUGUAGGGUUGAGUUCGACUGUCGCUAGUUUCCGGACCCCAGGUGCUGAAGUUUUUCAAGUUGAAUGAGGGAUUUGGGUUGUCUGGUGAAUAUAAAUGUUACAUGAGUAUAGUUUGCUUUUGUGCUUUUGUGAUGUUUAAGUUAAUACUUACAUAUGUAAAUCUUUUAUGUAAAAAUGUUUUAUUUUGUGAGUUGGAUUACAUGUCUGAUA